Adineta steineri is the source of this 1473-nucleotide messenger RNA. The record is from the annotation of a GenBank genome assembly. NCBI's taxonomy places the organism in Eukaryota, Metazoa, Rotifera, Eurotatoria, Adinetida, Adinetidae.
AUGUUUAAAACUUUAAUCAAAAAAGUUCGUGAAGAAAGUAGUAAUCCAAGUAUUUUGCCUGAAAAUAAUGUCGAUGAUAUAAAUGGAAAUGUAACUAGAGAAAAUAAUAAUAAUUCAGAAGAACAAAAUUCUUCAUCUACACGGAAACAUCGUCGGUCUAAUUCGAAUACAUUGCAAUCACUAAGUAAUAAUUCCAGACUAUCGUCAAUUUCCAAUGAACCUGAGAAAAAAGAAGAAUCUAUAGCAUCUUUGUCCGAGAUAUUUGUUUCAUCUAUCGAAGAACCAUUAACUGUUGAUAAUUAUGUGCAACUUUUGAAAGCAUGGAUCGAUUCAAAAGAAGAAGCUUUACAAUUAAAAGAUGAUACUAUAUUGAGGUUAACACAAGACACAAAGGAUCUACAAAAUGAAAUGAUUGUACUUAGAAAUAAACUCGCAGAGUUACAAAUUUUAAGAGAGAAAAAUACAAGUAGCAAUACGACUAAAACUCCUUAUUUGCAAAAACAAAUUGAUACUCUUCGUUCCGACAAUGAAAAUCUUAAAUUAACUAUAAAAUCUUUACGAACACAAUUAAACGAUGUUGAAGCUGAAAGAGAUGAUUUACUUAUAAAAUCAACUGAUAUAUCCGAUGUAAAAUCUAAUGAUGAUCUUCAAAGAAAAUUCGAUAUAACUAAAGCUGAAAAUGAACAACAAAAAAUUGAAUUAGAAAAAUUAAGACAAGCUCUUAUUGAACGAGAUACUAUUAUUGAAGAACAAGAUAAACGUUUAUUAGUUGAUCACGAAACACAAGCAGUACAAACAGACGAAGAUCUAUCAUUUGUACAAGUACUUGCUGAACCAGAUGUCGAUACAUAUAGUAAAUUACAAGCAGAAUUAGACGAUAAAAAUCGAACAAUUAAAAACUUACAACAACGUUAUAAUGAUCUUCGUAAAACACUUCAACGUGAAUUUCAUGCAUCUAUACCAAAAGAUCUCAAUCAAAUGGGAUCAUCAAAAACAAAUAGCAAUACUCCAUCAUCCUCAGCUAAUCUCCCCUUAAUACAUUAUGAUUCAGCAGCAACAUCACAGAGUGAUGCUGAUGCAGCUAAACGAGCAGCAGCAGCACGAUCAAUGACUGCAGUACGUAAAAAUGUGACAUUUACAGGGGCGACAACAGCAGCAGCAGCAAGUCCAGCGAUUUUACCACAUACAACAGUUGAAUCAAGUUCAACAAAACCUCAAAAGAAUGGGCAUCGUUCAUCCAUGGAUGGACAAACGCUUCCAAAUGGAACGAGUUUUAAAUAUAUGAAGCAUGUUUUACUAAAAUUUAUGACUGCAACUGAAGAUGAGGCUAUUCAUCUUAUUCGUGCUGUAUCAACAUUGCUCAAUUUCUCAGCCGAUGAAGAACGUCUUCUUCGUGAAACACUCGAUUAUAAGAUGUCGUGGUUUGGAAAAGUAUCGCGUAGUAAACCAGUGGCAUCCAGUACAAAUUUUUAG